AUGUGGCCGACAUCUUAUCUGAUUGCUUGGCUGCUGCGCAGUCCAACAGUCCUCGUCCAGACACAAGUCAUGGAACUGAAGGCUGCCCUUCGUAAAUUUAGGUUUGCGCGCCGCAACUCUGGCCAUGCCGCCAUGGUCAUCAAGAUCAAUAAGAAAGACCUCAUCAUGGAGGAGGUUGAGCAGUUUGACGACAUCAGUAUCAACGAUCUCGCCGAAGAGCUCCCUGAAAACUCUCCUAGAUAUGUCUUGAUGUCAUACGAGUUAAACCACAAGGAUGGGAGAAAGAGCUUCCCCCUCGUGCUCGUCAACUGGGCUCCAACGUCCAGUGAGAUGGGCCUCUUGACACUACACGCGAGCGCAUUCCUCGACUUCCAAACCACGGCGGACGUCAGCAAAGUCAUCGAAGUGCGCGAAGGAGCAGAAGGCUUCACCAAGGAGAUAAUCGACGAGAAGCUGCUCACGUCAUGA
Molecule: messenger RNA, 468 nt
Organism: Epithele typhae
Lineage: Eukaryota; Fungi; Basidiomycota; Agaricomycetes; Polyporales; Epitheliaceae
Product: glia maturation factor beta
Exons: 5
Coding region: 1-468 (155 amino acids)
Biological process (GO): negative regulation of Arp2/3 complex-mediated actin nucleation; actin filament debranching
Cellular component (GO): actin cortical patch
Molecular function (GO): actin binding; Arp2/3 complex binding
Source: RefSeq, a predicted model, not a curated record